AAAGCUGUCUGCAGCCGCGGAGCCUCAAUCUGAUCCGGGAUCGAACCACAUGCAGCCGCGCGUCCCCACCAUGCACGGCUCCAGGCUGCUGAGCGCGCUCCUGUGCGCCCUGCUGCUCGUGUCCGGCUCCGCUGGCUCCGCUGGCUCCGCAGAGAUGGAGAGUUCCGAGGAGCUGAGCCGCAGAGCUCUGCGGGACUUCUACCCCAAAGGUCCGAACCUGACCAGCGAGAAGCAGCUGCUCGGAGCUCUGCAGGAAGUUCUGGAGAAGCUUCAGGCCAAACGUCUUCCUCUGUGGGAGAAGAAGUUUGGUCAAGUCCCCACGUGUGACGUGGGCGAGCAGUGUGCCGUGAGGAAAGGAGCUCGGAUUGGGAAGAUGUGCGACUGUCCCCGAGGAGCGUUCUGCAACUUCUUCCUGCUGAAGUGCUUAUGAGCCUCGGAUUUGAACGUAGUCAUGUGAAGUGAAGCAAAGUGUUUCUUGAUUCCUUUGUAAUAACUGUAAUAUUUUUUUAUGAUGCAACUGAGCUGAGUGACCGACGCCUCCCACAGACAACUGUAGUAGUUCUAUGAUAAAUAUAUAUUUAUGAAAUACUAGAAUAUAUAUUAUAUCCCAGAUCAGUGUGUACAGAUGUUAAGAGACAGACAGGAGGAUUCACACAGUGUAAACAUUCAGAAACACUUUAUGUCUGAGAAGCACAGGGUCAAUGUUGUGAUGUAGUAGGAGCUAAGAAAUUACCCACAAUGCACCGUAACCCUGAGGACCAGGUACACAGUAAAGAGCCUGAGCAGCUGAUUGAUCAACAGGAGACGGUCGGUCUGAGACGUGAACCUUUGGUUUGUGAUGUUUCGUGUGUGACUCAACAAUAAACUGUGGAU
Molecule: messenger RNA, 873 nt
Organism: Platichthys flesus (European flounder)
Lineage: Eukaryota; Metazoa; Chordata; Actinopteri; Pleuronectiformes; Pleuronectidae
Gene: cart3
Product: cocaine- and amphetamine-regulated transcript 3
Exons: 3
Coding region: 50-430 (126 amino acids)
Biological process (GO): negative regulation of appetite; adult feeding behavior; positive regulation of MAPK cascade
Molecular function (GO): neuropeptide hormone activity
Source: RefSeq, a predicted model, not a curated record